CCUGAUUUGACGCUGCCCCAAAGCCCCAGAAAUUUGGUUACCAAGGCAGAGCAUAUGAAAAUACCGGAAGACGAACGCAAAUGGCGGGAUUUAAUUCAAACGAGCACAAAAGCACAAGCAGGAACUCUUCCUUUUUCUUCUUCCUUUUCAUUCUUCGAUGCCGGCGACAUGUACGGCCCUGUCUGUACUGUGGAAGCUGCAGCAAAAGUUAGGUGCCCUUCACAACAUCCAGCCCGCCAGUUCCUUUCGAAAAGCCAAGCACAAAAAAAUCACCUACUUAACGCCAUUAUUCUCCCUCGCUCCUUAGAAUCUCGCUUCAUCUGCAACCUUCGAACCGCCAGUAUUCUCCCCCCAUCUUUCAAAUUCCAUAGCUCUUGCAGCUCUUCUGAGGACAGAGAUGAAAUGGGGAAGGAAGCAAGAAGCCAAGCAGCAGCAAGAAGAGAAGGAGAAGCAGCAUUCCACUUCCACUUUUUCCAUCUCCAACAUCCUUCCACUUUGUUGGUUUUCGAAGCUAAGGAAUUUGAGUUCCAAACCCAAGGCCACGCCCUCCAAACCCAUGCGAAAUGCGGCCGGACCCGUCUCCUUUCCGCCGCCGCCGCCUUCUCCUCGCCACCGCUCCGCCUCCGACCAUCUCUCCUUUUCCCCCGCUGUCCUUGACCGCCUCGUCGCCCGAUUCCCCGCCUCCUUCCGCGACGCCGGGGACGCCCCCCGCCGGCGAUCCAUCGGAGAGGAUGACAGCCUCCUCGCCCGGGACAGGACGAGUCACCGGCGAGUAAUCGCCCGAUCCAACCGACAUAACUCGGUAGGCGAUCUCGACUUCAGGCCGCCGCCGCCCUACUCGUUCAGCGACCGCCGACCGAACUUCGAACUCGCCCAGUCGCAGCCGCUGGGCCAUCUGAUCCCCUUCUCGACGAGGUCGUCCCGGCGACGGCCCCGCAAUCUCGAGCCCGCCUCGGAGAGCGAGAAGUCCGAAAGCGAUCCCUCUCGGCUGCGCCAUCGCCGGUUGCGGCGGCGAAAGCGGAGGAGCAAGGCAGGAAGAGAAGGCGGCGGGGCUUCGGAGGAAGCGGAGGGGCUUCCGGCGCGGAGAACGAAGCCUCCUCCGGCCACCGAUCCCGAUAGGACGGAGGAGAAUCGCGGGGGCGGAGAGGCGCGGAAGUCCAUCAGCGGGAGGAUUCGGCCCAAGGUUAGGGUUUGUUCCCCGCGGCCGUCGGUGGCAUCGCGGGCAGAGAUGGGAAGGGCAAAGGCGCGGAGGAGAGCGGAGGCGGAGGAGAAGAAGGGGUUGGAGAGCUUCGCGGUGGUGAAGUGUUCGUGUGAUCCGCAGAAGGAUUUCAGGGAAUCGAUGGUGGAGAUGAUAUGGGAGAAGGGAAUCGGACGGCCGGAGGAGCUCGAGAGCUUGCUGGCGUGCUACCUGUCCCUCAACUCGGACGAGCACCAUGACGUUAUCGUAAAAGUUUUCCGGCAGGUCUGGUUCGACCUCAACCCGGAACGGUUCAGCUCCCGCCGCUUCAAUGAUUAAACCGCCGCUUGUUGGUCCAACCAGCGCAUGUUUUGUACCACCGGCUCGUUUAUUUUCUUGAUCUACUUUAGUUUCUCUAUUUACGAUAAGAAAGAAAGGCGGUAUGGUGUCUUGCUUUCAGUAAGGGAGCGGACUCAACGUUAAUAUAAAGGUUCUUGGGAGACAACAAGUACCAUCCUUUUAUUUUUUAAUCUUUUUUCGGGGCUUAUAAUGUUGCUAGCUAUUCGCAUGCUCUGUGGGUGAACCUUGACAAAAAGGCUUGCAUCCUGUGACCACAGCGUGCUUUGAAUUUCCUCAUAAAAAAUAUAGUGCAUCUCAUGGACUUUUGUCAUGUAACUUAGCAUAUUCCCAUCUUAGAAUUAAUCCAACUCAUCUAAAG
This is a messenger RNA of Phoenix dactylifera (date palm), 1895 nucleotides long. NCBI's taxonomy places the organism in Eukaryota, Viridiplantae, Streptophyta, Magnoliopsida, Arecales, Arecaceae. The record is from RefSeq and is a predicted model, not a curated record.